This is a messenger RNA of Nematolebias whitei (Rio pearlfish), 1077 nucleotides long. It is a transcript of the gene slbp, whose product is annotated as stem-loop binding protein. The transcript has 8 exons. The record is from RefSeq and is a predicted model, not a curated record. Gene Ontology annotation, molecular function: histone pre-mRNA stem-loop binding; mRNA binding. Gene Ontology annotation, biological process: mRNA transport; mRNA 3'-end processing by stem-loop binding and cleavage. Gene Ontology annotation, cellular component: histone pre-mRNA 3'end processing complex; cytoplasm. NCBI's taxonomy places the organism in Eukaryota, Metazoa, Chordata, Actinopteri, Cyprinodontiformes, Rivulidae. Bases 136 to 978 code for a protein of 280 amino acids.
GAAGAAGAGUCACGUGACCUGUUGGCUUGUUUGUAGCCGGCUCGCGCGUCUUUCUUCAGUUAGCUGUUCUGUGUGGACUUGAGGAGAACAACAAGUCUAAAGCCAGUUCGGAUCCACAAGUUAUUCAAUCAGAUCAUGUCUUACAGAACCAAAGGCAGCCGAGGAGACGCUUCCAACCUGGAGAACCAACACCGGAGCAGUGGUUCGUCUCGAUGGUCGCACUGCAGGAAGCGGGGGGUCGAUGGGACCCUGCGGGCGAACAGUGACGAGGACGGCGACAACAGAGGGAAAGGCCACGCCCGCUCUGACAGCAGACACUCCAGUUUCACCACUCCAGAGAGCACAGGGCCAGUGUCUCGCUGUGCUCGGCGGUCUGACUGGGGCAGCCAGGUGGAGGACGAGGAGAUGAGGCGGGAUGUCCAUAGAGACAUGCAGCGGUACAGGAGGAGGAUACUGGCUGCAGACGGUGCCCAGAGGGAGAGGAAGACCUCGUCUGGCUCCUCAGGGAGCUGCGACUCCAGGGAGAGCGACGGCAUGGAGACUGAUGAGGCCAUGCUGCUGCGGAGACAAAAACAGAUCAACUACGGAAAGAACACACUGGCCUACGAUCGCUACAUCAAAGAGGUUCCAAAACAUAUGCGUCAGCCAGGCAUUCACCCAAAGACCCCCAACAAGUUCAGGAAGUACAGCCGGCGCUCCUGGGACCAGCAGAUCAAACUGUGGAAGGUCAAACUGCACGCCUGGGACCCUCCAGCUGGGGCCCGCCAGGAAGGAGCUCAGGAAACGUCUCUGAAUGAUGACAUCGAGGAGCUGGAUCUUGGAGACGUCAUGGACAUUGAGUUUGACUUUCCAGCCUUAACAGAGUCCCAGAAUACUUCUCUGUGCACGCACAGUUCUUCAGUUCAGGAUCAGGACUGUGGGGGAACUCCAGUGAAGGUCCAAAAGACAGAACUCCCAGAAGAGGCGGACAUGGCAUAGCUCCCAAACCCCAGCGAGCGCUGGUCGAGCUUGUAUAGCUGGAGCCGAGUUUCCUUCGCUUGUUACUUGUUCCUCAACUUUUUUACAGAAUCUUCUGCU